Messenger RNA from Heterotrigona itama, 5844 nucleotides. The record is from the annotation of a GenBank genome assembly. Lineage: Eukaryota; Metazoa; Arthropoda; Insecta; Hymenoptera; Apidae.
AUGGAGGAGGGGGAGAAAAAAAAAGAAGAAGAAGAAGAAGAAGAAGAAAUGCGCAGGAAGGCGCGUCUGCGACGAGAAGACUUCGAAUAUGGAGCUGUGGUUCAUAUAUCGAGAAAUAUCUUACAAAUUCAUUGAACGUGACCACAGCCUCCAUUGUGAACGUUUGGGAAACAAAAGACGUCGAUAUGCGUCGUAAACAUGGACUUACGCGGGAUUUUUCACUUCUGCAUUGCGGAUAUUCAGGAUUAGUAGAUAGCAGUAGAUUAGUAGUAAAAAUGCAAGAAGAGUGCGACUUCCAAACCAUUUUGGAGAAGAAACUCUCGACUGAGGGCAGACUCGACGCUCCAGCAAGUAGUACUAAUUUGUCUGAAAUAGAAAUUAAAAAACCGAUACCAAAAGAUUCAUCGGUGGAUUUCGAAAUCUUAUCCGCCUCAGACAUUCUCACGAGAACGAGCCUCGAAUCACAGAACGGAAGCGUCUCGGACGACCAAGCGAACAAAUCAACCCUCGAAUGCAUACCGGAAGUCGACAACGAGGACGACUGUAACUGGCUGUCGUACGUCGACUGUAACACGAUCUUCGACGCAACUUGCGAAAAUCUGUCUUACUACAACUCGACGAAAGCUGAGAAAGACAGCGACAGCGACAUGGACGACACAUUGAUCUUCGACGAUGCUGAGGAAGGCGAGCCGAUAACUCUGGACGAGAAUGACAGCUUUUGCAUGAACUCUGACUGUCAGCGAUCGUUCGAAGAUGCUUGCUCGAGGAAGCUCGACAAUCUCGAUGAAACGGCAAACAACAAUCUCAUCGCUGUCUCCGAUAAAGUUUCGUUGCUCGAGAUAAAUCGCGAUCCAGGUAUCUCUGGAAAUGAUAAAAAUGAGAAUAAUACCGACUGCGGUUCAGAAGUGAUACAGACUAAGAAAGAAGGAGGGAAAAUAGAGGAGGUUGAAGAGAGCAUCGAAGAUAAUUUCAUCGACAUCAAAGAACUGAAAAACGAGGAGGAGAAAAUGUCGGACAGUUUCGAUUUCUCGAGCGACUCGGACGACGAACAUGAGAGAAAUCUGGUUUACUCUUCGCCCAAUGUGAAUAUCUCUGCAUACUUCAAGUUCAGAGACAGCAUGAAGAAACCUGAGUUUGAAGCAACCUUGGAGAAAGGAAGUUUAGUUUCGAAUAAAGAGAUUAAAGGAUCGUUGAUUCUGGAAGAAAUUGACGAGGAAGAAUCUAUCGAGAAAGAUGAACGGACAACGACGAACGAAAAUGAAACGAAAGAUCUAUCUACAAAAGAAGCAAGAGCCGAAGAAAACUUGACAGGAAAUGCUUGCUCCGACCAACAAGGGAAAGAAACAAAGUUCGUGGAAUUAAAUUCUCCGGAAGAGUAUUUGGAAAAAUUGGCGGAAAUCACGGGACCAGAUUGUCCAAAGACCGAGGAAGAGGUCGAAGAGAAACUGAAAAGGAUCGCCGAAAGUAAAGCAAUGAUCGAAAAUAGAAAGAAUGAGGCUUUGAAGAACUUGUCGAUGGAAUUUAACGAGUUCGAGAAGCUCAUUGCGGAAACAAAAUCUGCUGAACAAUACAACAGUGACUCCGACGAGAGUCUGGACGAAUCGAAAGAAAGAGAUGACAUCGAGUUGCCUUUGACCAAGGACCAAGUUGCUGAGAGCUUUAAAAUUAACAAUGCUCGGAAGGACACGGAGGAAGAGGAGAAACGUCGUGCAGAAUCGUUGAAAGAAUGUUUUCAAGUUAUUGCAAAAAAUGAAGAAGAAUUCGUUGGAAACGAGGUUGAAGGGAAAAAUGAAACAGAAAAUAGGACGAGUGAGACUUUGAUUCAGAGGGAUUUAGGAUUCAGCGAAUUCAACGAGAUUGAGAAACUUUUCAUGGAAACGAAGGGUAUUGAAAGUAGUAAAAAUUUGAACGAUGGUAUUGAGAUUCCUUUGAUCGAACAAGAUAAAGUAGUUGAAAGUUCUCGAUUUGAAAAUAACAAAAUCGAAACUAAUGACACUGUUUAUAAGUCAGAAAUUUCGAAAGAAACCAGUGAUACAAAAUCGGCGUCAGAAACAGUGAUCAAAGGAAUCGUGCAGGACAUUAUGGAAGACACGGAAGACUCGAUUUUUUGGCAAUAUUACAAACAACAAGAGAGAACGUACAUUAAAGGGAAAGUUUAUGAUUUCGAUCCAAAGAAACACGGUGUCAGAGAAGUACACAGGCCUGAAGUGUCUAUGGCUGGAGAACAACGGUAUCCGUGAGAUCUCGAACCUGGAGAAUCAGAGGGAAUUAAAGUGUCUGUAUCUUCACAACAAUUUGAUCAGCAAAAUCGAGAAUCUCGAGUGGCUGACGAAAUUGGACACGUUGAACCUCUCGUACAACACUAUACGGAGGAUCGAGAAUCUCGAUAGCCUCAAGUUCCUGAAUACUCUAAACCUGUCGCACAACUACUUACAAGAUACCGGUGACAUUGAGCAUCUCCGACUGCUGGACAGCCUCUCGGUACUGGAUAUUUCUCACAACAGGAUAGACACCGACGAAGUCGUUAAUAUUCUAGGUGACAUGAAAGAACUACGUGUGGUAUCUUUGAUGGGCAACCCGAUUUUAAAGAAGAUCCGAUUGUAUCGUAAAACUAUGAUCCUGAAAUGUAAAAACCUCAAGUACCUAGAUGACAGGCCAGUAUUCCCAAGAGAUCGUGCCUGUGCAGAAGCUUGGAAGCUGUGCAAACCGGUCGGGACGUCCGAAAAGGAGGCUGAGGAUAAGAAGAAGACGAAUAAGGAGGACGAAGAAGAAGCCACGACGACCACGCUUGUCUGCACGAGCAACGAACUGCUCAACCUGGAGAGGAAGAAAAAGUCGGGCAGAUCCUCAUCCUCCGGCAGCUCCUCCGCGUCCUCGUCAUCGGACGAAGAAGUGGUGGAGAACGCCGGGCAGGAGGAUGAUGGAACAGGGCAAAAAGCAAUCGAGAAAAGUGACGGAAGGAGGCCAAUGGCGGAGGAUGAAAGAAAAGCCCUCGGCGAUCUUGGCGAGGAGAUUUCGUUACCCUGGAAAACACAGAUCACGGCACAUAAGAAGCCCAAACAAUUAAUAGAAGAGAUGCAAGAGACGAAAGAAUACGUGGCAAUUGACACAGAACGGAAAAUGUUCGGGACGAAAAUUUUGGACGUACAACGAGGUAGCGACGAUCCACCAGGUGGUUGUUCCGUUGGAAGAGAACUGGCCCAUUACGAGAAACUUGUCCUGGAGACGACCAAUGAGACCGAAAUUACUCCACCGUGCUGUAAGCAGGGGAAGAACGACGAUAGUAAAUUGCACGCCAAUUCCAAAUAUGAUUACCGCGACAAGAAACACUCGGAUGAAACAAGCAAAACGUUCCAAACACGCUCCUCUUACAUGAACCCUCGUGCACAUGAAGAUAAAUUGUUUAGGAAUUCGUCAGUUUCUUGCAACAUUUCGGACUCCGCGAAUAACAGGAACAAGAAGGGAAAGAGUGUCGUGAAGAACACAAACGAUAAACCUGCCUCUACAGAUAUUCUGGACAAUUAUCGUAGAAAAAACGAACCACACCCUUUAACCAGUCAAUUGAGUAGCAUCAGAGAAGACAUGAAAGAAUUUUGCGCUGACGUGAAUAAAUUCAUGGAAGACAACAAGAUGGUUCUGAAGAAUGGAGACCUGAAAGAGAAGACCAACGUUGAAAUCAAAUCUGACGACGAGGGAGGACACAAAGAGUCGUCGGAAAUCAAAGAGAAAGGCUUCAAAUGGUGGGACACGAAAGAAAGAAAAUUAAAGGUGAAAGAAAUACUGAGGAAGAGAGAAGAGGAGAGUCAAAAAUCAAAGGAUACUAAAAACAUCGAGAUGAUUGAGAAAGCUUCAAAUAAGGAAGAUUCUAAAGAAAGGAAGGAAACUUCCUCUUCACAAGGUGUUUACGAUUUAUUGAACCUCAAAACCUGUCCUACGAUUUUAUUGAGCGAUAUAAAACCUUACCCUGAAAAUGAAGACGCUCCGCUUUUACGUGAAUCCGCCAAGAAAGAAGUCAACGACGAAGAUCGUUCCUCGGGUUUGUUCAAUUCUUUGUUCAACGAGAUGAACCGUAGAAACGAUACUGGUGAGCAAUUUGAGAAAACUUUAAAGUCGAUUAGCACUAAAUUGUUAGAUUUAGAAGAAAAAGAGGAAACUGUUGAAGAGCCAGCAGGUUGCUCGAGUGAUGCUCAUGCGAUUCCCUCAGAUCGAGAGACCGUUAAGAACAAGCCUGUUCGUAUAAAGGUGUUGGAAGCAAAUCCUGUUAGUGUCACGUCGUUCGAUGACGAUGACGAGGUAUCGGAGAGCGAGUCUGUGAAGACGGUAAUUAAUAAAUAUGAAAUUAACGAGCAAGGAAACAUGGAUACAAAUAUUAGGAAAGAGGAGAGUUCAACAGUCAGCGAAGCGCAAAAUGAGACCAAACAGUUGGACACUAAGCCUGACGACUCUGCAAUAUCUUCUUGUCUUGAAAGGUCGUGUCAAUCUUCCAAGUCGCAUAAAAGGUCACUAGAUUGCGAAUAUUUGAACGUGGCCAGUAAAAAGUCUCAUUUAAUCAAGGAAGCAGAUGCGGAAGGAGAUUCGAGCGAUCGAAAAAUAACCAGCGCACUGUCCGAGAAGUGCAGACGGCAUUUUAUGAGAGAAGCGAAGAAAUUUACGAAGAAAGAAUCACCCUUGAUCGAUAGGUGUAUAGAGAGUUUGAUAACAAAUAGAAACUCGGAGGGAAAUUGGAAGGUAAAGUGCAAUCAAGAAGAUUUCUCAAGUUUCACAGCUACGAACUCAAACUCUGAUUUCCUUUCUGGGAAAACUACGGAUAAUCCAAGUGAACAAUCUCACGUAAGAUCGAAGAAGAUUUCUGAAAAUCAAAAAAUCAUGAAAGAAUCGGAAUUGUUUAGUCGUCAGCAGUCAGGCAAUUUUUGUAUCGAGGAUCUUCCCUUAUCAGUGUCCUUGGAAUAUAGAAAAUUUUUAAAUGCUUUACUUUGUAUUUUAAUAAAAUUAGAAGUUAAACUCAAAGACGAAAUAUUGAGACAUUUCAAAAUUUCCAAUACGUUUCAAAAACAAUUUCGAGUGGAAUCAAUUUCCCAGUUAUUGAAACAAUCUAACAGCAUCGAAAAACAUUCGUCAAACAUAUGCACAGAUCUCUACCAAGAAUUUUGCAAACACGUGGAUCAAAUGAAUAGUAAAAAGAAGCUUCUAAUCGAGCCGGAUUUCAUGAAAAAUGGCGAACCGAACGAGGAAAAGAAAGAUGACGUUCUAUCGUCAAGGGAGAUCGGAGAACAGUUGAAAGAAGAACAAAUAAAACCAUUGAUCGAAGAGAUUCCCGGAAAUUCGAUAAGCACAGACGAAUUUGAGAAACACGAAGAACUAUCUGUUCAUCUGCAAGAUCUUGGAAUGGACGCAGCGUUAAAAGAUAAAAUAUUAAAAAGUAUAAACGCUCCGAAAACCGAGGAGCAAAGAGAGAGAGCAAAAAGGGCAGCUGAGAAGCUAAAGAAAAUCUCCAGAGAAGCGAUGGCAAAGGGAAAACCUUUAUUGGAACAAUCAUCCUCUGUUAACAAUCAGAAACAAUAUCCUGAAAACAGUAGGCAAUUUUUCAUGGACCUGUUAAAAGAGUUUUUCGACAACGAUGAUAAAGACGUUAAUCCCACGAAGAGUGUAGAUGAAAGAACCGAAUCAAACUCGAUUAUUGAAACAAUCACAGACAUUUCAAAGAACACUAUGGUAAAAGAAGAUAUAAAAUUAUCGUCGGUCAAUAAUGACACAAGUCGGUGUGACGAAAUUCUUGGCACAGAAAAAGAAAAUGUCCAUAGAACGAGGAAAAGUUUGGAAAUGCAGGUCGUUCAAGAAAACUGA